Molecule: messenger RNA, 2562 nt
Organism: Marmota monax (woodchuck)
Lineage: Eukaryota; Metazoa; Chordata; Mammalia; Rodentia; Sciuridae
Product: tRNA-splicing endonuclease subunit Sen34-like
Biological process (GO): tRNA splicing, via endonucleolytic cleavage and ligation; tRNA-type intron splice site recognition and cleavage
Cellular component (GO): tRNA-intron endonuclease complex
Molecular function (GO): nucleic acid binding; tRNA-intron lyase activity
Source: RefSeq, a predicted model, not a curated record
CCGAGAACUACCGAAUGCGGAACGUCUUGCGUUCGGGAGCGGGAGGAUGCUGGUGGUGGAGAUGGAGAACGGCCGCUCCCUGGUGUGGGGCGCCGAGGCGGUGCAGGCGCUACGGGAGCGCCUGGGAGUAGGGGGCCGCACCUUGGGCGCCCUGCCGCGCGGGCCGCGCCAGAACUCGCCCGCAGAGGCGCGGCUCCUGGCGGAGAUCGGCGCCGUGACCCUGGUCAGCGUCCCGCGCCCCGACCCAGCCCACCACGGCCUCGCUCUGGUAUCCUUCAAACGCCAGCAAGAGCAGAACUUCCAGGAGCAAAGUACCUUGGCAGCCGAGGCCCGUGAGACCCGGCGUCAGGAGCUGCUGGAGAAGAUUUCAGAGGGGCAGGCUGCCAAGAAGCAGAAGCUGGAACAGAAUUCGGGGUCCUGCGAGAGCCAGCAGGCCCCCGGGAGCCAGGUUGCUGAAGGAAACGAAACUGGAGAUAGCCAGGCUUCGGGGGAGCAGGAGGAAGCAGUUUCCUCCUCUCUCCAGCCAGGGCUUUCUGAUGGGGUAGACCCCCUGCCCAGAUCUGCCCUGCUGGUCCAGCUGGCCACUGCCAGGCCUCGACCCAUUAAGGCUAAGCCUCUGGACUGGCGCGUCCAGUCCAAAGACUGGCCCCAUGCUGGCCGUCCUGCUCAUGAGUUGCGCUACAGGAUCUACAAAGACUUGUGGGAGAGAGGCUUCUUCCUAAGUGCUGCUGGCAAGUUCGGGGGUGACUUCCUCGUCUAUCCUGGCGACCCACUCCGUUUCCAUGCCCACUACAUUGCCCAGUGCUGGGCCCCUGAUGACCCCAUCCCUCCAGGAUCUGGUCUCUGCCGGUGGAUACUUGUUUGCUUACUGGGUUUGCACGUUCAUGUAGAGUUGGGUGCUCAAACUCUACAGCCUCCGAGUCAUCUCUCACAGUCAUCCCCUUUUCUGGGACUAUGCUUAAGCAAAUGCCUGCCUCAAGAAACUAACAAACAUGGAAACACAAGAUAAAGAAAAACUUCUGCUGAGCAGAUUGACAAGAAAACAUCAGAAGAAUUCACGGAGAGGAACACUUGAAUCAGAAGAAUUCAUGGAGAGGAACACCUGAGCAGGCUUCAAAACUGUCCAUGUCACAGCCGCCCACCUGCGCGGUAGACAGAUCACCCCAACUGGAGGAGGAGCCCAGCCUCCCGCUGCACAGUAGGCAGACCAUGUGGCCCAGAGAGGGGCCACAGCUGCCCGCCUGCAUGGUAGACAGACCACUUCAACUGGAGGAGGGGCCCAGCCACCGCCUGCGAGGUAGGCAGACCACACGACCCAGAGAAGGGGGCCAGCAGCCCACCUGCGCAGUAGACAGACCACCCCAAGUGGAGGAGGAGCCCAGCCUCCCAUCUGCACGGUAGGCAGACCACGCAGCCUGGAGAGGUGGCACAGCUGCCUGUGGGCACCAUAGACAGACCACCCCAACUGGAAGAGGGGCCCAGCCGCCUGCCCGUGCAGUCACCUGACCGAGCUUUGGACAAACAUAAGGUCUCCCCAACACCCCCCACCUCUUCAAACACCUUAUGAGAAAAACUGAUGGAACUCAUCUUGGAAAAUCCCACCAAUCCUUAAAACCCAUCAACAGGUGGGCAUGGCUACCAGCUCGGUUCUGCAGUAGAUCAGGCACCUGGUUUACAUCUCAGAGAAUAACAGUAGAGAGGCCACAGGUGGAAGCUCAUGUCCUCUCACACUGACUACCACGACCACCCUGAACCCAGAGACUCAAGCUAGGAAUAGACAACGCAACCUACUGGAAGAAAAGAAAACAGAGUUCUGAGAGACAUUUUUUUUCUUUCUUUUUUUCUCUUCUCUCUCUCUUUUCAUCCAUUCAUCUAGUCUCCUCAACCCUUCCCCCUCUGUUCCUCACAACCUCAACAUAUGUGAAACCAAGAAUUGUCCAUGAAAAAUGUCUUUAACAACUGAAUCACCAGAAUAAUAUAAUAUAGAGGAAUUGCAUAUGCCCCACCUCCCUCCCCCCUUUUUAUUUCUUUUCUUUUUUCUCUUAUUUUCUUUUUCCCAGUCUCUUUUUUCUCUUUCUUUCCUUGUUAUUUGUUUUUCUCCUUCUUACUCCCUCUAUCCCACUUGCAACCCCCUAAAUUUUACUAUUUAUAAGUAGGGUAAUCUUAUAAAUAAAGAUAGGAAUUUGAAUCUAUACAUUCUUCCAUAAAUUACCCAUCUAUUGAUUAGAGCUUCCCAAAGUUACUGAGUUAGAUUAACCCCAUACCCUCGCUCCUUUCCCCGUAAACAUAACAUCCUACACCUGAAAUUCAGGUUUCUUCAAGCUACCAGAAACGGUAUGCCUUUCAUGAAACUAAUGACUAUAUUUGUAAAUGAUAAUUGAAACCAACAUUUGUAGACAUAGAGUCUAGCUAUAAAUGUAGUAAUAAGGAAAACGUGGGCUGGGGAUGUGGCUCAAGUGGUAGCACGCUCGCCUGGCAUGCGUGCGGCCCGGGUUCGAUCCUCAGCACCACAUACAAAGAUGUUGUGUCUUCCAAAAACUAACAAAUAAAUAUUAAAAAUUC